GAGUGGAGUGGGGGCUGAUUUUUCCCGAUGCGAACGGGGAGUACCAGUCGCCCAUUAACCUGAACUCGAGAGAGGCGAAGUACGACCCCUCGCUGCUGGAAGUGCGUUUGUCGCCGAACUACGUAGUGUGUCGCGACUGCGAAGUGAUCAACGACGGACAUUCCAUUCAGAUCGCCCUCAAGUCCAAAUCAGUGUUAACAGGGGGGCCAUUACCUCGAGGACAUGAAUUUGAACUACACGAUGUUCGAUUUCACUGGGGGAGAGAAAACCAGCGUGGUUCUGAACACACCGUUAAUUUUAAGGCCUUUCCCAUGGAGGUAAGAGUGACGCUGUGUUGCAUAACGCCUGCUAAAUGCAAAAGAUUUUAUUUCAUAGGCUGAAUUCCUGGUAGUACAAAAGAGAGUUUCCUUUAGCUCAGCAUUUUAUUGCUUUAUAUUUCAACCGCAAAGCUAUCUUGCUGAGGUAUGCUUUAGGGCUGGUAAAUUAAGGUGUGCAUCUGGAAUAGAAUGCCUCCAGCGCUCAUCACACUGUAUGAUUAAUUGGUCAUAAAGUUAACGUGCAGAAUUAUUAACUUCUGUCUUAAUAAUAUUAGUGUUCUAACAAGAUCUGCCAUUUCAACACUUCCUAUGUCACCUUGACUAAUAGCUGUAGAUGGGGAGAACUAGCCACUGGAAAUACUUUUGUGGUGAAUAAUGACAACUUAGGUAAA
Mesitornis unicolor (brown roatelo) is the source of this 709-nucleotide messenger RNA. RefSeq names its product carbonic anhydrase-related protein-like. The annotation marks the transcript as partial. The record is from RefSeq and is a predicted model, not a curated record. The transcript has 2 exons. Gene Ontology annotation, molecular function: carbonate dehydratase activity; zinc ion binding. NCBI's taxonomy places the organism in Eukaryota, Metazoa, Chordata, Aves, Mesitornithiformes, Mesitornithidae.